AAGUAAAAAUAAAUAAAUCUGGUAGUUAAACUAAAGCUAACUGAACUUGAAACACACACGCGCGCACACACAUACACACAAGCACCCCUGUUUGCACUAAUAGGCGGGCGCAGGUCUCCUAUAAGAGAGCUUCCUGCCUACCUGCAGUCAGUCGGUGUUUACUAUGGAGCUGAAUGGUUUACCAGAGAAUAGCCAGAGAAAUGGGCUGGACAACCAGGCCUUCCACUCUCAGGACUCUGUCUGCAUUUACGUAGAAGUUGCUCAUCGGCCAUCAGAGGAGCUAAAGAAAAGGUUCUUGGAAAAGAGAAUGGAAGGGAUCCACCGAUAUCUGGAGGAGCACAGGACUAGGAUCAGUCUGGUGUUGGGCAUUGUCUUGGCUGCAGGUUACUUUGCCGUGGUGAUCGCGGCAUGUGUGCUGAACUUUCAGCGUGCUCUGGCCCUGUUGGUGGUGACCCUGCUGGCUGUCUUCUUUCUUCUGUGGGACUGGCUGAUGGGCCGCUACGGACAACGCCUCUGGGACGCCCUGCAACCCGCCAGGGACACCCUCAACACACACUGGCUCUGGGUCAAAUGGGUGGUGUGUGUGCUGCUGCUGGUGGCAGUGGUGUGCUGGCUGGUGUUUGACACGGCCAAACAGGGAUCGCGGCAGCUAGUCUCUUUCUCUGGACUCCUCUGCUUCGUAAUGCUCAUGCUGGUGUUCUCAAGGAACCCAUUCAGGGUGUCAUGGCGAACUUUACUGUGGGGUGUGGCGCUACAGUUCUUGUUUGGAGUCAUCAUCCUCAGAACCAAAGCAGGAUUCACCGCUGUAGACUGGCUGGGCCAUCAAGUGGAGGUGUUUUUGUCCUACGCUGACACCGGCUCUAGGUUUGUGUUCGGCGACAAAUACACAGACCACUUCUUUGCGUUCCAGGUUCUGCCUAUUGUAGUGUUCUUCAGCACUGUCAUCUCUAUGCUCUACCACCUUGGCUUCAUGCAGUGGCUCAUCCUCAAGGUGGGCUUCAUGAUGCAGAUUACUAUGGGAACUUCUCCCACAGAGUCCAUGGUUGCCGCUGGCAACAUAUUUGUGGGACAGACAGAAUCUCCACUCUUAAUUCGUCCGUACAUCUCUCAGCUGACCUUGUCAGAGAUCCAUGCCGUGAUGACAGGAGGGUUCUCCACCAUCGCUGGCAGUGUACUGGGAGCCUUCAUCUCUUUUGGGAUUGAAGCAUCCCACUUGCUGACAGCCUCCGUAAUGUCAGCCCCGGCCUCCCUGGCUAUCGCCAAAACCUUCUGGCCAGAGACAGAGAUCCCCAAAGUCACAGCCAAGAAAGGCCUCAAACUGGAGACAGGGGAGGGCAGUAACCUGCUGGAGGCAGCGUCUCGCGGAGCGUCCUCCUCUAUUGUCCUGGUGGCCAACAUCGCUGUCAACCUCAUUGCCUUCCUGGCCCUGCUCGCUUUCCUCAAUGCCGCUCUGUCAUGGCUGGGCAACAUGUUCAACUACCCCCAGCUCAGCUUCUCUAUCAUCUGCUCGUACGUAUUCAUGCCUUUCUCCUUCCUGAUGGGUGUGGCCUGGGAGGACAGCUUCAUGGUGGGCGAGCUGAUUGGCUACAAGACCUUCUUCAAUGAGUUUGUGGCCUAUGAGAGGUUGGCAAAACUCAUCAAGAGGAGAGAGGACAGAGGCCCAGAGUACGUGGAUGACGUUAAGCAGUACCUAUCGGUCCAUUCUGAAACCAUAGCGACGUAUGCUCUAUGUGGCUUCGCGAACAUCAGCUCUCUGGGUGUGAUGAUCGGAGGCCUCUCGGCUAUGGCCCCAGAGCGGAGGGGUGAUAUUUCCAGGUGUGCCAUCAGAGCUCUUAUCUCAGGCACGGUGGCAUGCUUCAUGACAGCGUGCAUCGCAGGUAUGUUGUAUAUCCCAGAGCUGCUGUGUGAAGACUUCCUGAAGGAAGAGUUCAACUCCACAUUAGUCAUUAACAGCACUCAGCUCCUCACCUGCUGUACUGAGCUCUACCACAGGUACAACCAGUGUGCAUGUUUGUUGGCGGGGGUAGGGUGACCACCAGAUUGUGCGCUACAGUAUCACAUUUUGGCCCUUUGUCCCGCGUCCCACUACCAAACAAUUAUGUCCCGCAUUUUAUCAAAUUAAAACACAAAUGUACAACAACAACAAAAUGGAUAUGUCCAGUAUUUCAGUCACUGUCUUUUUUUGCUGUCAUGACAACAUACAGAUGUGGUACUGGUGGGGUUAAACACUUCAAUUGUUGUUGAGAUCUGAUAUUCAAUGUCAUAUCUUUAACCAAUGACAUUAAUCAUAUCCUUUCGGGCUAAAUUCCAGCUGAACUUGGAGGAGAGCAGUUAACUACUUACAAAAAGCUAGCGAAAAGCUACAAAAUUAAGUGAAUGGCCCUUAUUAGACUGAAAGAAAGGCUAUAAGUUCAUUUCUUCAAACUUCAAAAGCUCUCCGUGCUCAUUAGUUGUUCAUCAUUCAACAUAGCCCUAUUCGCUGCUACUUCACUCAAUUCCGUUUUAGAAGUCUGCCUUAAUAAUAUACCCUAGAGUCGAUGUCUGCGGCCCGCAGAAAUCUAAUUAGCAUAAUCAUUUAAAAAAUCCCAGCAAAAAUCAGACUGUUCAAGCUUGAGAUGUAAUUUUUUUUGUUGCCUUCUCACAAAAUCGUCUGUAGCAUCCAGCCGGUUUGGCCCAUCGGUUGAUGGCUGUGCCACACUGCCCCUCAAAUGUCUCACGAAAUCACCCCGUUGUCCUGCGUUUGGGCCAAAGCGGUAGGCCACACCACAAAAACUCUCCUGGUUUGCCAACAGCCACAGAGAGGCCAACACGUGAUCCCCCAGGCGUUCUCCUCUGCAGGGAACCAGAGGGUUGAGAUCCUCACACAAUAUCUGAAAAAAAACAAAGAAAUAUUGGAUUCUGUCAUCUUACAGGUUUGCCCUUCACCACUGUUACACAGAGGCAAUUAGCAACUAUACAGUUGUGUAUUGUUCAUCAUGGGCUUACUGUUCACAAUGACUACAUUGUGCUUUUACAUCAUACUUUCACAUUUUUACAUUUGGAUUAUUUGCCCUUUGUGGUAACUGUUGCUAGAUAAGGGGCCUUCUGACUAAUAUAAACUCAGCAAAAAAAGACACGUCCUCUCACUGUCUAGGCGUCUCACAGUACGGACAUUGCAAUUUAUUUCCCUGGCCACAUCUGCAGUCCUCAUGCCUCCUUGCAGUAUGCCUAAGGCACAUCCACGUAGAUGAGCAGGGACCCUGGGCAUCUUUCCUUUGGUGUUUUUCGGAGUCAGUAGAAAGGCCUCUUUAGUGUCCUACGAUUUCAUAACUGUAACCUUAAUUGCCUACUGUCAGUGAGCUGUUCGUGUCUUAACAACCAUUCCACAGGUGCAUGUUCAUUAAUUGUUUAUGGUACUGAGUAAAGGGUCUGAAUACAUAUGUAAUAUUUUUUAUAUAUUUGCACAAAUUUCAAAAACUGUUUUUGCUUCGUCAUUAUGAGGUAUUGUGUGUAGAUUGAUGAGGAGAAAAAAAAGCAAUUCAAUCAAUUUUAGAUUAAGGCUGUAACGUAACAAAAUGUGGAAAGAGUCAAGGUGUCUGAAUACUUUCCAAAUGCACUGUCUGCAAAUAGGUCCAGUGUUAGUGUUUUACACCUCCAGCAGAAUAGUUACAUUUGUGUGCAUGAUAUUCAGUUUCACUGGCAUGUAGUAUGUUCUAUGGAUGGUCUUAAACUGCAGUCAUUUAUGUCUGGGAUGAUAUAAACAUGACUGGGCAUUCAAACAUAUCUGUAUCCAUUAAUUAUCAUCAGUACUGUCUUCCAGGUCUUCCUCACAUUUUUGUUUUACUUGUUGUGUGUCAUCAGGAAAAGCCUCUAUCAACCCUUGAUACAGUUUGGUAAUCAACUUGAGGUUUGUCAGACUGCCUUAAAAUAGUUUGAAGCUUCUUGCUUGCCCGGUGUUUGCUGCACAGAGAAAAUAAAGUGUUGUAUCUACAAAGAUUCACCUCAGCUCCAUCACAGACUGGUCUUCCCUGGCUGCCUGAGACCCCUGUCACCAUCUGAUCCUGCUCAGAGGAGGCAUGACAAAUAAUUACAUUGGUGUACAUUUAUACAUUAUAUUAUACAUGAAUAUAAUCAAUGGUUCAGCAAUCUAAAUAACCGUUUAUCCCAGACUGUAGCCUACCCAUCAACUCAAGAUGGAACUUUGUAUCCAUUCACUGAUUAUAAUGUACUGCAAAAUGUACCUGAGCUCUGUAGAGUGGUCUUCCCUGGCUGUCUGACCCUGCAGGAACACCGGUUACCAUCUCAUCCUGCUAAGACAUGUGCACCAUGACAGUGACGCCUGUAGAGCUGUUUAUACUGUGUAUGUGUGAAAUGUAGGGAAUUAGCUAGGGAAACUGACAGAUCACUAACGUUACAUUGCUAUACUGACUAAUAAAAACUCACAUUGAGCUGAAAAAAACAACAGAAAACAUCAGUCUUCAGUCAAUUGGCUGCUGAUUUCAUUGUUUGAUUCAGGUCUCGUGUAAUUGAGGCAAAAUUAAUACCUAACGUUAGUGAGCUAGCUAGCUAACCUUAGCUAACUUUUGACUAACUCCGCUAACUAAUGGUACCAUGAUACAUGAUCAAAUGUACUUCUGUUGAAACAGGACAAAACAAAGGCUACAAAACAUUUCCAUACACACAACAGCUGAUAGAUACUGCUACCUGACAAAUACCAAGAGGCUAGCUAGAGCUGAACUGGCUGUGGUUGCUACUAGCUAGCUAACUAGCUGCUAGUAGUUCAUUCACAUCAGUCGAGAUGGUAUGAAACAUUAACUAACGUAGUAUGUCAGUUACAGUACAAGCUGCACUUUUCUGACAAACAGCAGUUACCUUGCCAGCUAGAUUGAUCAACUAAAGAGUAGCCAGUUUCUGCUCUGCUUGCUUUACAAAUCAGAGAAAAAGCGCAACACGGACAGCAGCUGCCUCUGUUCAUCUCUCCUGUGCUUGUCCUAUAUGCCAGCCAUUCAUAUAACAUGUCUACAUACUCCGUGGUGUCUGUGCGGUCCUAAAUCCAGACGGCUGAAGGCGGAAAACAGCCUACUUGACUACUCUUAGGUGUCCACAUGGUCCUAAAGCACAUCGAAGUCAUGUUUUGUAUCACAGAGCAAUUAUAAAACUGUGUGGGGGGGGGGGUAAUGUCCCCCCGACCCCAGUGAAAGUUGCGCCCCUGGAUAGCUAGCUACAUCAUUUGAGAUUAACUUUAUUUAGGCUACUUUAAUCAAAAGACAGAGGCUGUUAAGACAUGCAAAUUCCUGAAAGGUUCCUCGGCUCAACCCGAAAAUUUAAAAUUUAACAGAAAGGGUAUAACUUCCUGCACAUAACACUCGACUCUGUGUCACACGUCAUGACCAUAGAAAGCCUUUAUUUUCUAUGGCAGAGUAGGUCAGGGUGUUAAGUCUAGUUUAAUUUUUCUAUGUGGGAUUCUAGUUUGUUUUUUCUAUGUUGGUGUUGUAGUAUGAUUCCCAAUUAGAGGCAGCUGGUUAUCGUUGUCUCUAAUUGGGGAUCAAACUUAAGUAGUAUUUUUUCCACCUGUGUGUUAUGGGAUAUUGUUUUGAGUUAUUGCACGUAGCAUCUCUGUAUUCACGGUUUGUUGUUAGUUUAUGCUUUAUUUGUUUUUUUGUCUUUGUUAAGUUUCACUUUAUAAUUCAAAUCAUUUGGAACUCAACAUACGUUGCGCCCUGGUCCGAUAUUCAUGCUAACGAACGUGACACUCUGCCAAUCAGCUGCUCACUUUCGUUGUCGAUACACCCACUAUAAUCUGUAGCCACUCUGUGACAUCGGGACGGGAUCGGGAUCUAACAAAUCAUCCGAUAUUGUGGAAGCUGCCACAAGGUCAAUUCAGAAAGUAUAGCUAAAACUAAUGGAAUGGAAUGUUUGUGUUAAAUAAAAGGAGGGCUGCGAGGUGCAAAAGGGCAUGUGCUGUGUGUGUGUGUCCAUGUACUACCAACCUUGCUAAACCUGUGUGUGUGUGUGUGUGUGUGUGUGUGUGUGUGUGUGUGUGUAGCCCUUCUAACAUGACUCUGGAAGGAAGAUUCAGUAUGGCUUCUCUCAAUGGCUGUUGCGCCAUCCUGUCCUCUCCACUCUUCAACUGCAGCCUGGUCCCCUGAGAGGCAGGAGGAGGACAGAGAAAAUAAUGGAGAGCAGAGGAUGGACAGAAAAGGAUGGAAAGAGGAGCGUGGCGAAUGGAAGCACCCUGACCUCGUUCUUGUCACAAGUCAAGUGUAAAGAUCCUGAUACAGUUUAAGUUGUCCAUUUUGAGAAAGUUUGUAAUGAAAUUACAUGACAUUUACAAUGACAUUUUUUUUCUAAAUGUAAAGAUAUUAAAGAUAUUUCAGAGCA
This is a messenger RNA of Oncorhynchus keta (chum salmon), 6360 nucleotides long. RefSeq names its product solute carrier family 28 member 3-like. The transcript has 16 exons. Gene Ontology annotation, molecular function: pyrimidine- and adenosine-specific:sodium symporter activity. Gene Ontology annotation, cellular component: membrane. Lineage: Eukaryota; Metazoa; Chordata; Actinopteri; Salmoniformes; Salmonidae. The record is from RefSeq and is a predicted model, not a curated record. Gene Ontology annotation, biological process: pyrimidine nucleoside transport; purine nucleoside transmembrane transport. Bases 164 to 2032 code for a protein of 622 amino acids.